This is a messenger RNA of Varanus komodoensis (Komodo dragon), 4299 nucleotides long. It is a transcript of the gene SCAMP1, whose product is annotated as secretory carrier membrane protein 1. NCBI's taxonomy places the organism in Eukaryota, Metazoa, Chordata, Lepidosauria, Squamata, Varanidae. Bases 147 to 1166 code for a protein of 339 amino acids. The transcript has 9 exons. Gene Ontology annotation, cellular component: recycling endosome membrane; trans-Golgi network membrane. Gene Ontology annotation, biological process: protein transport. The record is from RefSeq and is a predicted model, not a curated record.
GGGUGGGCUCUGUGCCGGAUCUACCUACGGUGACAUCGGCGGGGAACGAGGGGGGGCGAUAGCAGCCGCCUUGGGGCGCUCAGCUGGAGUCGCUGUCCGCCGUCACCCGCGCACUGCAAGGCCCGCCAGCUUGGCCCUCGCUCGCCAUGUCGGACUUCGACAACAAUCCUUUCGCGGACCCGGACCUCAACAACCCUUUCAAGGAUCCUUCAGUUACACAAGUGACAAGAAAUGUUCCUCCAGGAUUAGAUGAAUACAACCCUUUCUCGGAUUCCAGAACACCACCACCAGGAAAUGUCAAGAUUCCCAAUGUGCCCAGCACACAACCAGCUAUAAUGAAACCUACUGAGGAACCCCCUGCUUAUACUCAAAUUGCAAAGGAACAUGCCUUAGCUCAAGCUGAGCUACUUAAACGUCAGGAAGAAUUAGAAAGAAAAGCAGCUGAACUAGAUCGCAGGGAAAGAGAAAUGCAGAGUCUCAACCAGCAGGGAGGAAGAAAGAACAACUGGCCACCACUACCUGGAAAUUUCCCAGUGGGUCCCUGUUUUUACCAGGAUUUCUCUGUAGACAUCCCUGUAGAGUUCCAGAAAACAGUAAAGAUUAUGUACUACUUGUGGAUGUUCCAUGCAGUGACAUUAUUUCUUAACAUCUUUGGAUGUCUGGCCUGGUUUUGUCUUGAUCCUGCACGAGGAGUUGACUUUGGACUGAGUAUUCUCUGGUUCUUGCUUUUUACUCCUUGUUCGUUUGUUUGCUGGUACAGACCACUUUAUGGUGCUUUCAGGAGUGACAGUUCUUUCAGAUUCUUUGUUUUCUUCUUUGUGUACAUCUGUCAAUUUGCUGUGCAUGUACUCCAGGCUGCAGGUUUCAAAGGAUGGGGCAACUGUGGAUGGAUUUCCUCUCUCACUGGGCUGAACCUCAGCAUUCCAAUAGGCAUUAUGAUGAUAAUCAUAGCAGCACUUUUCACAGCAACAGCAGUCAUCUCACUAGUUAUGUUUAAAAAGGUCCAUGGUCUGUACCGCACAACUGGAGCAAGUUUUGAGAAGGCCCAGCAAGAAUUUGCAACGGGAGUGAUGUCCAACAAAACUGUACAAACUGCUGCAGCCAAUGCUGCAUCGACAGCAGCAACUAGUGCUGCUCAAAAUGCUUUUAAGGGUAACCAAAUAUAGAGAAAAGAGAUGACUAUCACUACUAUGUUCUGGCUAUAUUUUAUUUUCCAGUCACUUAUAUUCCCUAAGGACUUUGUUAAAAAUGUACACAGCAUGUACUUCUAUUCAGCUGUGCAUGGGCUAAAACAGGAAAAGGUCCUUGUUUCAUUCCUUUAUACACGUAUUUAGAAGUAUUUCCUGGCUACUACUCUAACAAAAAAUUGCUCUAAACAUAUUUUUCUCCUUUUUGUUUUUUGGAGGCACCCUCUAUUUGGUGAAAAUUUCAACUGUAGAUCUAAUGUUGGUAUGGCAGCUUUUGGGGUCACCUUAAAUAGGUUUUAGAUGGUUUCUGGUCAGUAGCUCUCACUGGAACUUUUUGUUUUGACCUGAGAUAAACACUAUGGAUUAAUUCUUCUUGUUCCUAAUAACUUGCUUCCCUAUUUUCUUAUAUAAUAAGAAUCAGGGUAGCUGACAGUCUUGUACAUGAAAAUUUGGCUGCUGCUCAUAGUUACAGCAGCUGAUGAAGGACAGAUGUAAGCUUAAAAUAAGUACGAUAGAUAAUGUAAAUUCUUUUUUUAGGAUAAUGGUUUUUUUGAUAAAAAUCUGAGUUUGCAUGAAACAAAACUUUGACCAUGCUGAGCUAGUGUUUUGGUCCAGAUUUGUCUCUAGCACUUUGAUUAUAGUAUUUAUUGGAAACUGUUUUCAUGGUGUAUGGUAUUCUAACUUGGAAAUCUUGGAGCACAGUUAUUCUCACAAAAAUACAACAUGCAGCAAAGAAACAUUAAUUAUGUUUAAUUGUACUCGUGUAAUUACAUUUGCUGUUUUCAAUUUCUGUAUUCAUGACUUGAGAAACAACCAAUCUCAUACUUUUUGACCUGUGUUAAAAUGCGGUGAUUUUUUUGUUGUGCUUAUGGAUUCUGACAUUUUUAAGUGUGCACUUGUGUUCAACAAUGGUACUAAAUCUUUAGCCUUGUCAGUCACUCUGUUUACUGUUUCUAUAAACAUCUGAAUAUAUAGUAUCUUAUUUAAAUUUUUAACCACAAGCAUAGUCUCCCGUCAGGCUUUUUAAAGCUAACGUUUAAUUAUGUACUUGAAUUAUUUUAACAUACUUGGGCCUUCAUGUGUGAUCCCAUCUGAAUAAAUGCAUUUUAUAAAAUGCAAAUUGAAGAUGACUUUUUAGCACAGUACUAAUCAACUAUAUGUAUUACACAGCAGUUCUUGGUGGUUUUUAAUUCAUUUUCAUAAUAUUCUGAGUCUUAAUUGCCUCUCAUUUUAAGGUCACACUUUAUCCAUUUGACAUUCUACUAUUAUUGGAGAGUAACCUGAAACAUAUCUUGGAUUAAUUUUUCAAAUAGUAUUUCAUUUCUGCCAUUAAGGACUCUUACUUUAUAAAUACUGGGUAAAGGUGUUGCAACAUUGAUCUAAAGUUAAUACAGUCUGACCCAACAGUUACUUGGAAGAAAAAUAAUUCAGCAUAGUCUAAUACCUAGGUCAGUGUUUACAUUUCUUGAAUUGCAAGCAUUUCCUUAUAGGAAUAAAUGAUCGGGGUAUGGUUGAUGACUUUGCCACAAUAAAUACUGGAGAAUAGACGGUGUGGGAGUUACAUCUUGUAAACAGGUUUCAUACUGUACCUAAAGCCCUCUGCAAGUAAAAUCAUGGAUGUAGUGUGGGAUUCAGUAUAAUUUAUUCCUUGCUAAGUGAGAGGAAAAUUUUAGGACACAAUCGUAUGCAAGUUUACACAAAUAAGAGCCUGCAGCUCCCAGAAUUUUUUUUCUGGGAGUGGUAGACCUUUUUUUGUCUGAGCUUGCAUAGGAUUGUGCCUUUAGCUUUCCUUCACAUGUUUAUGAUAACAUUUAUUUCCAUACUUGAUCCUACAUUGGUAGCCCUAGGUGAUUUUUGUUACUAAUCCUGUAAACUGUAGAAGGAACCUAUGGCUGCUUUUUUUUCCUAAAGAAACAAUGGUUCUUGAAUAUAUUUUUCUCAGGGGAUAGAGCCGUUUGAAACUUGAAAUAGAUAAUGCAGGCCUAGUAGUAGUCUUGUAACCAUUUUGAUCCCAAAAACAAAAGGUAUAACGUUGACUGUCUAAUCUCUUUACAUUCUUAUAAAUCAACAUUCAUGACAAUGUAAACGUAGUGGAAAUGUAAUUCAGGCUUGGGUCAAAAGUGGCAGAGUGAAUCUCAGCAGUGUCCCUGGUUUCUGACAUUCAUUUUGACAGAAGGCUGUUGUAUGUUAAAUGUUUAACAAAUUAAUGGUAUUAAAAAAUGUCAGUGAACAAAUAUAUGCCGAUUAUCUAAGUCAUUUUAGAGUAUCCAGUUUGCAACAAGUUCAGUUCAAAUUACAGUUUGAACACUGGAGUGUCAAUAGCCUGUUAUAUCUAUAAUUUUGGCAUUGGAGUUAUUUAUCUGAAGGAUGUCUGUAUAUUUUGUAAAUUACUAACAAUGCUUUGCCAUCUUGGUGAAUGUCAUGGUUCUGUACAAAUGCACACAGAUCCUCUGAUGUUGCAUGUCUGGGUAGUUCAAAGGUUCUACAUAUUUAUUGUAUUAACUCAGUGACAUAGAAUAAAAAUGUUACUUGAUUGUUUUCUCUGUAUAGUUUUAAAAACAAAGUAGGGUUUUUGUUUUUGUUUUUUUGUAAAAGGCAAGACAAAAUGCAAGGGGUUGAUACAUGUACAGAAAAUAUCACACAUCUGUCCUGAUCCAGCUCUAGUCCUGAGAAGCAGAAUACGGAUGUACAUAGCUUGAAAGGCAGGCAGUGCAAAUAAGCUUUGAUACUUGGAUGUGCAUUCAGAUACAAUCCAUCUGCAUUACAUUACUUUAGAGGGAUGUACAAUUGAAUGUGCAUUCUCUAGCCACAUCCUGGCAUUACCAGUCACACAUUAUGUAUAACUAAAGCUGGGUCAGGGAGUUGGUUUUUGUAAUCUGUAUAUAAAUUCUGUAAUCUGCUACAGUGGGAAAAGUAUGUCUGUUACAAGAAGUACUUGGUACAAUUAGAACUGGGAUUCAUUUUAACAAAAAACCCAGUUACACAUAUUUUAGUUCUGUGAUGUGAAUUGGAAACUUCAAAAGGAGAAUAAUUUGUUGGUACUGAUGAAAUCUAAAAGUAUUACAUUUGUUUGGGAACUUGUUGGAAGUAAAAUGAAACCUCUGAAAACAAA